This is a messenger RNA of Linum tenue, 3619 nucleotides long. The record is from the annotation of a GenBank genome assembly. NCBI's taxonomy places the organism in Eukaryota, Viridiplantae, Streptophyta, Magnoliopsida, Malpighiales, Linaceae.
CCCAAGCAAGCAAGCGAGUGGUUCUCGUCUUCAACUUUGCAUCAUUUCAUAAAAAACGCGCCGAAUUUCGAACCCUCUGGAAUCUCGCCAUCCGGCAUAUAAAAAUCUGGCUCUUCCGAUCUGAUAAUUUCGCGACCAAGCAAACUCUGAUCGGAAAAUCUUUAGACUACCGGAGCUCUGAGGGAAUCAUUUUUUAGCGGUUUAAAGGACAGUACGAUUCCGACCGCCGUGCGUCCAGCCUCCUUCAAUUCGCCAGGAUCGAAAGUUCGUCGUUUCUGCGAAUUGUAGCUAUAAAUUUCGUGCUCUCUGCUUUAUCUCUUUCCUUUUCUCCCGGCUCUGUCCGCUUGUUGUCCUUGAUUGUAGGCUAGUUCUGUGCGGCGUUGGUGAUAGGUAACGUGUCGGUGACUUGCUGAUUUGUUUUUUCCUGCUCGCUAACAUCGUUUGGCUUGGUAGCUUAGAUGGUAUGGCGAAUUUGUUGAAACGACUGGUUUCGGUUUCCGCUUGCUUGCUGUCUGAUACUGCUAAUGGUGAAUUUAUGUUAUGGGUGGCCGGGCCGGAAAUGUAUCUUCCGGUCUUUGCUAUACUUGUUGAGUUGAUUGAGUAAUGCUAAAACGUGAUUGUGUGAAGUGACGUAUGGGGGAAUCCAAGUUAAUACUGCAGCACUGAGUGCCUUAGAGGAUCAUUACCUGAUCUUGAGCCUGUAGUGAUAGAUUUUUGUUACUAGUCUCUUGUAGAAUCGAUCCCUGAAACGUACCAGUCCUUGACACAGUCUGGUAGGCUUUCGUUCUUGAAAUUUAAGUUAACUUAAUUGUACAUCCCCUUCAUCUGCGCUCCUCCGUAGAAGGAAUUGCCAAUUUAGGAGUGUUGAUCAGUCAUUCAGUUCCCUUCUUUCUCAGGUGCUUACUGAUAACUUCUGUUGAGAUUGGAGUCCAAUUAAGCUGGCGAGUAGCUUUUUGAAGUUUUAGGUCUAAGUCUAGGAAAUGGACGAGUUGUUCCAGGGUGCGAUGUUAGGCCAAGUGAUUAUGUAGUAAGUCCUUAGGUAGCAUCUCUCAAGUUGGGUCUUCAAACAUUGCUCAAGAAUGAAUGUGCUUCUCUAUACCCGACUUUGGAAAUGUGAGCGCCAGAAGCAUGGAUUGGUUUCCUGGUGAUGAGCAAUGCUGUGUUUAUGAGAGAACCAGAAGGGACGGCGACCUUCGAAUGUCAGGCUUAACAAAUGGUGGUAACUUCUUCCUCGAAUCUGGGUUGCCAUCUUUUCAACCUGACAGCCCAAAACAACUUCUAUAUGUUUGUCUUCCCAUCUUCCCUUCUUGUAUCCAAGAAUCAAGCUGGUCCAAGGUUCAUGGACUUUGCCGCCGCUGUUAGCUAGUAGUGUCCAAAUUACAGCUCAAGCUUCUGAAUUCUUGUACUGUUCUUCCGAGUAUGUAGAUGCUGCAACAAUGUGAUGAAGCUGGUAUUUAAAGGGAACGAGGCUUUUGUUUGCUGUCGACCAUGGAGUCUGAUCUACCUUCACGAAACUCAAUUUAUUAUGUAUGGGUUUCCUACGGUCAAUUGGACAGAACGGAGGCCUCUGUUCCCGAAACAUGAACUUUUUUAGUUUUGGGUAAGUUCAUGUCAGAAGAGACUUGAAUCUGAGUUGCUGACCGAGGUAGGCCUAUCCAUGAUAGACAAAAUUUCCGUAUUUUUACAGUCAAAAUUUCUAUCUUUCUGUCCUUCUGAGAACACAUUUGACUGGGUGAUACUCCCUUUUACGAUAGGUUCUUCAUUCGUGGAUCUGUUGGUCAUGUCCAGAAUAGUUGGACUUUUGUUCUGGGACUUCUUCUUCAAGGAAUCAAGUGGUUAUGAAACUCUUUAUCCGUAUUGGAGUUUCUCAGUGCUGCAUGAGUUGUUGUAUGGGACCUUGUAGCUCUUGUUUGGAUAAUUCUUCUAUUGGCGCAUUGCCACUUCCAGUGUGGAGCUGUGCAGCAUUAGUUGGAUAAUGCGCUUGCUAAAUUUUCAAUAUGUCUGCAGCAGUGUAGAAGAAACCAAAGAUCUGCUAUGCUGUUCCGGUGGCUUGACCAGGUCUGUGGCUUGUGAGGUUUUGGAAACGUUUCUAAACAGUUUUCCAUAUGCAGGUGCUGUAGCUACCUGGCUGCUUCUAGAUAUCCAUCAUUGUCUUGAUAAGAUGGGAGAGGCAGAAAUUAUGAGUCUUGGCUUUGAUAACAUAAAAAUCAGGAGUCUAUUGGCUCAGAAAAAGAAUCAGGAGACUAUUAGCUCAAAUUUUCAGCAGCUGAAUGGCGAAUGCGAGUCAAAAGACAGAAUGACUACUGACAUGCUUGAGAAGGGGUUAAUGGAGUAUGGAUGCCCUCAUUAUCGUCGAAGGUGUCACAUUAGAGCUCCUUGUUGCAAUGAAGUUUUCACUUGCCGUCAUUGUCAUAAUGAAGCAAUAAACGACAUUAACGUUGAUCAGAAACUGAGGCAUGACAUGCCACGGCAUGAAGUUAGACAGGUGAUAUGCUCACUUUGUGGCACGGAGCAGGAGGCUCAACAAGUUUGUAGGAACUGUGGUGUAUGCAUGGGGAAAUACUAUUGUGAAACCUGCAAGCUGUUUGAUGAUGAUAUAUCAAAGAGACAAUAUCAUUGUGAUGGCUGUGGGAUAUGCAGAAUCGGAGGACGUGGAAAUUUCUUCCACUGCGACAAGUGUGGCUGUUGCUACUCUAUCCACCUGAGAAACAGUCACCCAUGUGUGGAGGGCGCAAUGCAUCAUGAUUGCCCUGUGUGUUUCGAGUACUUAUUCGAGUCUAGACAGGAUGUAACUGUCCUGCCUUGUGGACAUACAAUUCAUCAAGGCUGCCUGAAGGAGAUGCAGGAACAUUAUCAGUAUGCCUGCCCUUUGUGUUCAAAGUCAGUUUGUGACAUGUCCAAGGUGUGGGAAAAAUUCGACAUGGAAAUCGCGGCUACCCCAAUGCCUGGACCUUACCAGGGCAAAAUGGUUCGGAUACUCUGUAACGAUUGUGGCAGAACCUCCCAAGUGCAGUUCCAUAUCGUGGCUCAGAAAUGCACGCAUUGCAAAUCCUACAACACUCGCCAAACAAGAAGCUGAAGCAAGAUGUAUGCCAUGCAUCACUUAAUCGAUACGAAAAUGAGGCUGCUGGCUGUGAUUUAUCAUAAUCUUGGUCCUUCCUGCCGACUGCAGUUUCCACCUGGCCUGGAGCCAUGAUCUCUCUACUUGGAGAUGGAGCUCAUUGUGAUGAACCUCGCCUCCUCCCCCCUCUCUCAGCUUACACUAUUAUUUUUCUCGCUCUGUUCAUCUUUCAUUCCGAUAAGUCGUUAUUUGUAAUUCUGUAUGUCGUUUGCUGGGUCUCUACUCCAUAUGUUUGUCAAAUGUCCAGAAUUGUUGGGGUGCUUCAAUUCUUCAGGGCAUGAAGUGAUGGUGGAACUGUAAUGGGUAAUGGAUUUUCUCAGCAUGAUUUGUUGUAGUAGUUGUUGUUAUGGGAUACCUAUGGUUAUGGAUGCGUAUUGCCUCUUUUGAGUGGAGUUGUGCAGCAAAGAUAUGCUACACUGUUUCCGUGGCUUAUAACUGUUAUGAAAGGUCCAUAUUAGGGUUAAUUGCAUGGUUGGUCACUGAGAUUACAAAAAAACA